Molecule: messenger RNA, 897 nt
Organism: Brenthis ino (lesser marbled fritillary)
Lineage: Eukaryota; Metazoa; Arthropoda; Insecta; Lepidoptera; Nymphalidae
Source: the annotation of a GenBank genome assembly
AUGGCUCAAAGUAAACUUAAUGAUAUGGCUGGCAAAUUUGCUAAAGGUGGACCACCCGGACUUAGUACUGGUUUAAAAGUAGCUGCUGUACUCGGUGCAGGGGUUUAUGGAAUUUCACAAUCCCUAUUUACGGUUGAAGCUGGUCAUCGUGCGAUUAUGUUUAAUAGAAUAGGAGGGGUGCAAAAUCAUGUUAUGUCCGAAGGUCUUCAUUUUCGCGUUCCAUGGUUCCAGUAUCCUAUCAUCUAUGAUAUCCGAUCUCGACCUCGCAAAAUUUCUUCUCCAACCGGUUCUAAGGAUUUGCAAAUGGUUAACAUUUCUUUAAGAGUAUUAUCUCGCCCCGACUCAAAUAACCUGACUACCAUGUAUAGACAACUUGGUACUGAUUAUGAUGAAAAAGUACUUCCUUCAAUUUGCAAUGAAGUUUUAAAAUCAGUGGUAGCUAAAUUUAACGCAUCUCAGCUCAUCACUCAACGUCAACAAGUGUCAUUGCUAAUUAGAAGAGAGUUAGUUGAGAGAGCAGCUGACUUUAACAUAAUAUUGGAUGAUGUUUCAUUGACAGAAUUGAGUUUUGGUAAGGAAUAUACGGCAGCCGUGGAAGCUAAACAAGUAGCUCAACAAGAAGCUCAGCGUGCUGCUUUUGUGGUAGAAAGGGCUAAGCAAGAGCGUCAACAGAAAAUUGUACAAGCUGAAGGAGAAGCAGAAGCUGCAGAAAUGUUAGGUAAAGCGAUGGGAAUUAAUCCUGGGUACCUAAAACUCCGUAAAAUUCGUGCUGCACAGAGUAUUUCCAGAAUGAUUGCUCAGUCACAAAAUAGAGUCUUCCUGUCUGGCAAUAGUUUGAUGAUUAACCUUCAGGAUCCAUCCUUUGAUGACUUGUCAGAAAAACUUACGAAGAAGAAG